UGACGAUGAGGCUGCUGCUCACAAGCAAGUGCACAAGAACACGAAAAUUGAAGACAAGCUACAACUGUUCACGAGCGAUUUGGAACUGAAGAAGCGUGUGCAUGACCAACGGAAACGGCAUCAACAUGAAGAUGAAGCUCAUUCUCAUCAUGAUCGCGGAAAAGAACGCAAACUGGAUGAGUUUUUCAAAAACAUGAGUCCUGCAAUUCCGCGUGCAGCCAGAGAAGUACACGAGUGCGAGAUCGGGCUACAACGUGCUCUUCGCCAUUUCGAGGACGAUAGGUGGACCUUGCAUCAUGCUAGCGGUCACAGCCUCGAUCAAGAUGCAAAUGCUGAUGUGACAAGCGAAGGAGGAGGGCAGCGCCAGCAUUUGAAUCGCGAUCAUCAUCAUCAACAUCACCAGCUACGACACGAGGAGUCCUCAGACGAGGACUCGUCAUCGCGAACACUUGUAGAGGAAAGCACGUCAAGGUACUACUAUCCCUUCUUAGCCGAUCAACGGUUUGCCGACGAUGAUGACUAUCGAGGUGCUCUGGAUUUGCAGCGCGCGACACUGGAAAAAGCCCGUGCAAUCAACAAAGAGCUUGUGAAGCAUGUUCAGUUUCGACUUUCCGGAAAAGAUCAUCAAGACGCAGGAGGCAACUUCGGGGAUUCGCAACACAAC
Amoebophrya sp. A25 is the source of this 664-nucleotide messenger RNA. The record is from the annotation of a GenBank genome assembly. NCBI's taxonomy places the organism in Eukaryota, Dinophyceae, Syndiniales, Amoebophryaceae.